Molecule: messenger RNA, 7080 nt
Organism: Acipenser ruthenus (sterlet)
Lineage: Eukaryota; Metazoa; Chordata; Actinopteri; Acipenseriformes; Acipenseridae
Product: zinc finger protein 618-like
Exons: 12
Coding region: 376-3039 (887 amino acids)
Molecular function (GO): protein dimerization activity
Source: RefSeq, a predicted model, not a curated record
UGUGUAAUGUUAUGGUCGUUCAGCCCUUUUGUCUCUCUGCUUUUUGAUGUGAACAGUGCUGAAGCUGUGGUGGAGCUGCCUGUUUUGUGAUGGCGGACCGGGGUCUGAACCAGGGCAUACUGAAGCACACACAGUCACACAGCGCAGCUUUUCAGCAUUGCUUUUGAUCCACCGUGUCCAGACACGGUGAAAAAAACAGCAGAUCCUCAGCCAUUUAUCAUCCUUGCUGGGUGACCAGAAUAACUAUCAGGACCGGCCCUUUUUCGGUGUCCUCACAGAGCCCCCUCUGCACUUGUGCCGUCAUCCUGGCGUGGGGAGAUUGAUCGCGAUCCAGGCAGCGCGGACCGCAUGAACCGCAUCCUUUGGGAAGUCUGAAUGGACAGCAGGAACACUCCCAAGCCCAGGGGGCCAGCCUCUCAGCGCCCUGCUGGCACCACGUCCUCACCGAUGACACUCAAGUCUGAGCUCAACGAGGACUACGACCUUCAGGAAGUGCUCUGGCAAGAUGAUGCCAAAGACAGGAAGAACGGCAAAGACAGCGGCGGGAAGCUGCCAGCCGAGAUCUGCGUGGUGAUUGGGGGGCCCCGGAGCCCGCAGACCCUUGGGUCCUACGUGUGUGGAAUCUGUGGAAAGAAAUACAAGUACUACAACUGCUUUCAGACUCACGUGCGGGCUCACCGAGAAACAGAAACGGGAGCAGGAGAGGGGAGUUCCCAAGGAGCAACCAGUGAGUGGAUUCUUUCAAAUUUACCAGAGGAACAAAUACACCAAGAAACACAAAAUGUCUCUUUGCUUUCCUGUUUCGUAGAUAACUUCCGGUAUGCCUGCGACAUCUGUGGGAAGAAGUAUAAAUACUACAGCUGCUUCCAGGAGCACAGGGAUCUGCACGCAGUGGAUGAUCCCUAUGAUCAGGCUGUCAUUCCAGUGGACGAUCCCAAAGAGGAGGAACUGACGGAACCUUUCCAAAAAAUCGGACCAAAAACCGGGAACUACAUUUGUGAAUUCUGUGGAAAACAGUACAAGUACUACAAUCCUUACCAGGAGCACGUAGCUUUGCACGCACCCAUAAGUUGGUCCAUUGAGAUGCAAGCACCUCGUUCACGGCUACGUCCUGCCAGCAGCAGAAAACGUGGCCCCCCACAAACAGAACGCAGCCAAAUAGAAAGUGCUUUUAGCAGGAAAGCCGAAAGCAAAACACAAAACAGCGUGGAGGAAACAAACAGUUCCCAGAACUCCAGUGGAGGAACCAGCCCCUUGAUUUCCAACCCCUUUCCUCUUCUACAAAAGCCGUACACAUGUGGUGCUUGUGGGAUUCAGUUCCAGUUUUACAACAACCUGCUGGAACACAUGCAGUCCCAUGCAGCGGACAAUGAAAACAGUGUGGUGGUUGAGCAGCCCAAAACAUCUUCCACCCCUGCUCCUGCUCCUGCUCCUGCACCUGCUCCAGCACCUGCUCCUGCCCCUGCUCCUGCUCCUGCCCCUGCUCCAGUUACCAGUGAACAGCAAUGGAAAUCCCCACCCCAAAGAAACCACACCACCAACUCCAACAGCACUGUACCAGAGAAAGAACGGCAACAGAUUGCUGAGAGACUACUGAAAGUGAUGUACGCUGAUCUGGGAGCAGCGAGUGUCCUGAACACAAAAGACUUCAUGAAAUUAACACAGACGCUGGUUGAUGCUGGAGCGCAAUACGGCGCAUUCUCUGUCACAGAUGUUCUGGGUGAUAUGAACACGCUAGCCUUGAAGCACUUACCCAGAAUGUAUAACCAGGUGAAGGUGAAGGUGACCUGUGCCCUGGGCAGCAACACCAGCCUGGGGAUCGGCGUCACGUGCCACUCCCAGAUGGUGGGUGUCGACUCCUGCUAUGUGCUCACCGCGUAUCAGGUGGAAGGAUCCCAGAGGAAGCGCUAUGUCCUGGGGGUCAAGGAGGUGGACGUGAAGGAGUGUGGCGAGCAGGUCCAUCACUGGGUGCAGAACGUCCUUUCGGAGUUUGUGAUGUCCGAGAUCCGCACCAUUUACGUGAUGGACUGCAAAGUGAGCUUGGCUGCCUUCUUCAAGGCUGGGAUGUGCCUGGGCUGCUCAGCCUGUGCCUUAAACUGUGUGGUGCAAAGCGCGCUGAAUAAGAGAACUCUGCAGGCCCGCAGCAUGCACGAGGUGAUAGACCUUCUCAACGUGUGCGAGGACAUGGCUGGAUCUGCUGGCUUCUCCAGAGAGACCUUUGGCUCCCUGGAAGAAGCACCAGCGCCACCCUGCUGGGACUCCGUCACAGAGUCUCUGCUGCUGGUGAACGAACGCUACGAGCAGAUCUGUGAGUUUUACAGCCGGGCCAAGAAGAUGAGCCACAUCCAGAACCUGAACAAGCAGCUGCUGUGUAACCUGGCGGCUAUCCUGGCCCCAGUAAAGCAGGCAGUGGUGGAGCUGAGCUGUGAACAGAAGCCCACGCUACAGCUGGUGCUUCCCACCUACGUCAGACUGGAAAAACUCUUCACGGCCAAAGCCAACGACGUCGGUGCUGUAAGCAAGCUCUGCCACUUCUUCCUGGAGGCUCUUAAGGAGAACUUUAAAGUGGAGCGAGCACACAAAGUAGCUAUGAUUCUGGACCCCCAGCAGAAACUGAGGCCGGUUCCUGCUUACCAGCAUGAGGAGAUAAUCAGCAAGGUGUGCGAGAUGAUUACAGAGAUCCGAGAGAUGAGGGGAGAGGACACCGAUAUGGAGCCCAGCACCAAGAAGGCCCGGCUGGCCAGCAGCAACAGUAAAGCUCAGGGAAGUGACGAGAAACAGGUCAAGAAAGAAGUUUACGAAUAUUUGGCAGAACCUCUGUUCCAAGCGACUCCGGAUCUGUUCCAGUACUGGUCGUCAGUCACCCAGAAGUAUCCCAGACUAGCCAGGCUGGCUUUCUGGCUGCUGUCUGUGCCGGCGGUGGGUGCGAGGAGCGAGUCUGUCAGCAUGUGCGAGCAGGCGCUGUCAAUGAAGAAGAGGAGACAGGUGACCCCAGAGGAAAUGAAUAAACUUCUUUUCUUGAAGUCAAACAUGCCUUGAACAGGUCACUAGGAAAAAUAGUUUUCAAAAUCAAAAUAAUACUAAGAGGUGCUAAAUCUUAACUAAAGGCCAAGGACAAACACUCCAAUAGAAAUGUUUGAUUUGCACCGUGCUGAAUAUCGGGAGAACAGCCUGCAGCCAUUAGUGCAAACGUGUGGAUAGCUUCUAGAGGAAAUGGCCAAAUGGACAGAGUUCUGUAUUGUACUGGUCAAACACUUUCAGCUUGGUAGGGUCACGGCUGCUGUCCUGUUUUAUAUAGCAAAAGAAAACAGCAUCAGAAAUCCUCCACACAUCUGAAACAUUUUAAACGCUUGGAUUUAUUUAGAUUAAGUUGGUCAGCGUUCCCCUUCUGUGUUUUUUUUUUUUAUCUUCUCCUGAACAGUUUGUUUACGUGUUUUUAUUUUAUUCUUUUAAUAUCACUAUGUUACACAAUUUGUGUUCCUGGCUAGUAAGUGUUAUUUCCUAAUUGCUUAUGCCUCAAAAGUAUAGAAAAUGGCUAUUAUUCCCCACAAACUUUGCUUUUGUGACCAGGACAGUGAUAUUUUGAAAUUUACCUAUUUCCAAUGAGAAAACGGGCGAAUUUGUGUCUUCGUUCACAUAAAGUCAGAAAAAAACAACAUAUGAAUCCAAAUUAACAUGUAUUUAUACUAAAGCAAUACAAAAAUGACUACAAAAGAUUUAGAAGUGAGUAGUUUUUCGAGAUUUAUUAUUAUACUGUAAAUCACUUUCACGAAUCAGCCCCCAAAUGUAGUCUCCCAUCAUGUUCUCGUUAUACUGUCCUUGGUAGCGGCGUUCAAAGUCCAGUAUAUCCUGGUGGAAGCGCUCGCCUUGCUCCUCCGAGUACGCUCCCAUGUUCUCCUUGAAUUUAUCAAGAUGAGCAUCAAGGAUAUGGACUUUGAGGGACAUCCUACAGCCCAUUGUGCCGUAGUUCUUCACCAGAGUCUCAACCAGCUCCACAUAGUUUUCAGCCUUGUGAUUGCCCAGGAAGCCCCUGAACCACUGCGACAAAGCUGUUCCAAGCCGCUUUCUCCUUACUAGUGAGCUUCUUGGGGAAUUCAUUGCACUCCAGGAUCUUGACUAAUGUGUAAGAGAUUCUUGCAACAUUUUUCAUAUAUGAUAUAUUUUUUCAAUAACAUUUUAAAAUUUAAAACUUUUACAAUUUUAAAAAUUAACAAAUUUUAUAACAUAAAAUUCCGAGCAACAAUUGUCCAUCUUACCUUCCAGAGUUUUUUUUUGCAAUGCUCGCAGGUGAAACGAGGUGCCCAGGGUUUGUCUUGAUCCCCGACAGGCAUGCCGAAAUAUGCCUUGUAGGCCUCACACAUCUUGGCAGAUGCUUCCACUGAGUACUUUUUCGCUCUUGUCUUGAUAAAUUGGCUGCAGACAUAGCAAAAUGUGUCUGCCGGAUGCUUGCAGCCUCUUGAUGCCAUCUCAGAAAAAUGCAGAUAUGUAUCCACUUAGGCAGCUGGAACUAAACUGAACUGGUGGGCUUAAGGCCCCUGUAUUUAUACUACUAUUUAUAUUACUGGAAAGUUCUAGAAAGUUCUAGACGUUACUCCAAGUUUACUCAGCACUGAAUCUAUCUGGAAUGUUCUGGAAAAUAGGUACAUUUCAAAAUAUCACUGUCCUGGUCACAAAAGCAAAGUUUGUGGGGAAUAAUAGCCAUUUUCUAUACUUUUGAGGCAUAAGCAAUUAGGAAAUAACACUUACUACCCAGGAACCAAAAAAAAAAAAAUUGUUACACAGUGUAUUUCAUAGUAUUUUAGAACAGUAUUGUACAGCCACGAAUGUCAUUCAAUACUAUUUUUGAGAACAAAGCUUGUUAUAAUGUUUUAUAUGUAAAGCCACAUAUAUUUAACUAUUUCAUUCAAAUUGAUAGCAUUUUAAUAAAAAAUGGGUUUAGAUGCAAACCGAGGAGUGUAAAUUCAACCUAACCUAGCUUUACUAACAAAACCUGCUUGUGUCCCGAGAUCUGCCACUUGUACAUAGAUAAUAAAUCCGCCACAUACCUGUUUAACACACACAGUAUCUAUCUAUCUAACAAUGGCGAACUCGCUGCAGUAUAGAGUAUAAAUACAGGUUGUAUUAAUUCAUAAGCAAUAUUCAAAUCAAAAUAAGUUGCCUAUUGCUGAAACAUUUACACAUACAAGGCACCACGUGUCACAGCUGCAUUUGAGCUUGCCCUUGUGUAAGUUUGUUUUCUUUUAAAUAUCAUUGUAUGUUUGGGUGGUGUUGCGGGUGCUACAUCAGUAUUGAUAACAGCCCUGCCCAGAGUAAGCAGGAAAGCAGCGUUGUAUGUAUUGCAUUGUAUAUAGAACUAUUUUUGUGAGGGGAAACAGAACAUUUUGGAUGUCAGACACUGAAUGUAUAGGAGGGUACGCAUGUCCAUGCUGUGUGAGUACUGUAGAGUCAGGGGACUGUAUCUCUAAACUACCAGAGAACACUCAUUAUUACAGCUGCUCCCUAGAGGGUCACUUUUUAAAUAUUUUAUUUUUAAACGGGUGGUGGAUGUUUUAUGAAGCAAUGUCCCAGACGAUUAUAAUUUCAAAAACAAAGGCAGUUACAACACCUUUUUUUAUUUCAUUUUUUUUUUCUUCUAAUUUACAAGGGAAAAUCAGAGUGAAGGGGAUUAUAUACUGUAUAGACCUACCCCGCACACCCAGACUGGCACUGUGCUGGCAAUGGUGAAAUUGAUUUUCAUGCCAGCGUUUCCAGUUGAAGAGAACAAAAUCACAGCGCCAUGAUUGCAUUAAAAAUCCUGUUCCAACCAAACCUCUUCAAAGGGUUGUUUUUUGGACAAUUUCCUGUUGAGCUACACAGCUCAGGGCUGGCACACACCCCUCAAUGCAUUCACUUUGGGGGGGGGGGGGACGUUUUUUUUGCAGUUUAAUAUUUUGUGUUACUGUUUCAAGCUCAGGUCCUAAUAACCUAAGGGGAGGUUAGGUGUUCACUUUCUCUGUCUGUUCUUCUGAGCAACUACAAAUGGAAACUAAUGUCAGACAAUACAAUUCAAGUUCAUCUAGAAAUAAUUAGCCAGACAAAGCCUUUGUGGUGGGGGUGGGGAAACGGAACAAAAACACCUAUCAGUGUUUGUAUAAAAAUGCAUGUAUUUUACCUUGCAGUGAAGCAGAAGCUGAACAUAGCUGUAUAUGAUACUGUUACGUCCUGGAUGUCUCAAUAUUUGACACAUGGUAAAGGAUUGCAGUAUUGAACCGGCAUGUACAUAUAAGCUGCAGUUCUAUUUUCAUCCCAGUAGAGGGCGCUACUGUGAAACAAACUGGCAUCCCUUUGCUCCUCAGAACUAUUCUGUAUAGUACUGCUCCUUUACACUAUACACUUGGUAAACUUGCAAGGCAGACACUUUGAGCACGCUCUGUGUUUCUGUGAGAGAAGUCAAACACAAAGAAAACAUGGUUUAAAAUGUUCUGUACUGUUGCUUUGUAGUAAAGACAUUUUAAGAUGAAAAGAAACCAAAUAGUCCUUUCUUGAAAACAAUUGAAAUUGUGUGUAUAUAGUGUUAUCUGUAGCAAACCAAGCUCCUCGCUUCCUACUGCCAUCACACAUGUUGUGGGUUUUAUAGAAAUAUGGGCUCUUGUCCUUAAUAAAUAGAAACUCAAUUAACAUAUUUGUUUAGAACUCUGUCCUUUUUUUUUUUUUUUUUUUUUUUGCAUUCUGUCAUAUUAGAAGCAGGCACUCCAAACCUAACCCUGCUUUAACUGUAGGAUGUGUUCAUCUCUAAACAGAUGCUACAGUUUACGGCAGUGUUUUCUACAGGGCUUGCCAGAUAUUUCUUAUUCCUCAUAUGAUUUAUGUAUUUAAUAUUUCUUAACUACCGGUAGUAGUUUUAAUUUAUACUUUUGUAGCAACACACUAUUUUUCUAAAUUACCAAUGAUAGCAUUAAGUCAUGUUUCAGAAUGCCUGGACCUCACAGCACUGUAUUCUGUAUUUAAUAAACAUUACCUAACAUUGUAUGCGCUGUAUUCUGUAUUUGAUAAACAUUACCUAACAUUGGAUGUGCUGUGUUAAUAAAAAAUGAAGUGUCA